AAGAUGGCGUUGGCUCCGCCUCUCAGUUUCCUCCGGGAAUGGAGCGGGCGGGCGGCUGUGGUCGAAGCUGGGACUCCUCCCCGCACUGGGGAGGCCGGUUUGGGUGUGUUCGCGCCUCGGCAGGCGGGGCGUCGGUAGCAGAUUAGUCCCAGCGGCGGCGGAGGAAGCUCGAAGAGAGAGAGAGAGCGGCCAGCCGCUGACCUGGGGAAGGCGGGCUUCGGUUUCUCAGAACGUGGGGAAAAAUGGUGGAUCGCUUGGCAAACAGUGAAGCAAAUACUAGGCGAAUAAGCAUAGUGGAGAACUGUUUUGGAGCUGCUGGUCAGCCUCUGACCAUUCCUGGCCGUGUCCUCAUUGGUGAAGGAGUAUUAACAAAGCUAUGUAGGAAGAAACCAAAAGCAAGGCAGUUUUUUUUAUUCAAUGAUAUCCUUGUAUAUGGUAACAUUGUUAUCCAGAAGAAGAAAUAUAAUAAGCAACAUAUCAUUCCUCUCGAAAACGUCACUAUUGAAUCUAUCCAAGAUGAGGGGGAUUUGCGGAAUGGAUGGCUUAUCAAAACUCCAACUAAAUCUUUUGCAGUAUAUGCUGCUACUGCCACAGAAAAAUCUGAAUGGAUGAACCACAUAAAUAAAUGUGUUUCUGAUUUGCUGUCCAAAAGUGGGAAGACGCCCAGUAAUGAGCAUGCAGCUGUCUGGGUACCCGACUCAGAAGCCACUGUUUGCAUGCGCUGCCAGAAAGCAAAAUUUACUCCUGUGAAUCGUCGACACCACUGUCGGAAAUGUGGAUUUGUUGUCUGUGGACCCUGCUCUGAAAAGAGGUUUCUUAUUCCCAGUCAGUCUUCCAAGCCUGUGCGAAUUUGUGACUUUUGUUAUGAAUUCCUUUCCAUGGGAGAGAUGUCAACAUGCCAGCCCACAAGAUCAGACUCUUAUAGCCAGUCACCAAAGCCUCCUUUAAAUGACAUAUCAGAUGAUGAUGAUGAUGAUGACAGCAGUGACUAAUGGAAGAAAACGUUUUUAUAUUACAGUUGGUGUUUGAACUUGAGUUGUAUGAAAAACCUUUAGUUACAACUUCUGAGAAAUCUACCCUAGCCAUUAAAUUUGCCUGAAAAACCUUUGAAUCAUAUGUGCCUCAGUAUUUAAACCUCCAAAAAUGUCAUUACUCUUUCUGCAGGGAUUGACUGUUGCAAAUACUUUCCAGCCACGUAUACUUGAUUUUCUUUCUACAAGUGAAUUGGUCAGCAGUUCCCCUUCUCUAAACAGGAAGAUUAGAAAAUAUAACACAAUUGUUUUCUUUGCUAAUGAAUUAUUUUAAUAUUAGGAUGGGGGAAUUAAACCUGUAUGAAACUGGUAAUUUGGUUAGCAGAUUGAAAAGGACAUCUAACCAAACUUUGAAACUGAUAGUUUACCUUUAUUCUAUAUAUUAUAAAUUCUGAAAUGUUAGUAACUAUUUAAAAACAAUGCAAAAUGUUGUACACCAAGCAGUGCCUUGUAAUGAUUGCACUGUUGCAGGAAAAAAAAAAUAACCUUGCACCUCUGGCAUGAUGAUCUAAGAAACAGUUGGUGCUGUUAGGAUUAAUUGCUGUUGUAUAAUGGGAUUUCAGUAAUAAGGGUUGUGAUUUCAUCCCUAGAACUGAGGGCUGUCCAGCAUCUUGCACAAAGAAAAUUUUCUUAAGAUGCAAGAUGAAGACAAAUUCAGCACUAUUGUGUAAUGAUUAUUGUGAGCUGAUCACAAGCAUGGUGCUCCCACAAAAUGAAUAAAACAAAUGGGGGCUUUUAAGAAAUUAAUCUUUCAGAUGGAUUGAUAGCUAAACUACUUUCAAACUUGUAUGAUAUUGUUAAAUGUUUAUAAUGAUCAGGUAUGGUUAAGUGAAAACUCUUGUCUCAGAUCAUGUUAUUUGCUGUAAUGUUGUGAUUUGAUAUUUAAAUCCUUAGAUCAUUCACUAACAUUUUUAAACUAUAGGACGUGGAUUUAAAAAUAAACUGUGUUCUAAAAGCACAAAUUGGGAGAAUAGGCUAGCUAUUCAUUUGAAAUAUCAACAUUCGUACACAGCUGACCUCACGAUGUAAAUGAAUUGCAGGUGACUUUAUUUUAAAUGUCUAAAACCAAGACCUGACAAAUAGUACAAAAGGUAUUUCCAGUAAAUUUUUUACUUUAUACAAUAUACUUUCUAUAGUGGUGUCAAUUUUAGAGAAAUGUCAACUUAGCUAUAAAGUUUUGUAAAAUCCCACAACAUAUUUCUAUUUUUAUAUAAUAGUAUGUUUAAUUGUUUUACACAGAAGUCCAUUGACAGAAUUGUGUGAGAAUUCAAUAGCACCUGAGAAUUUAUAAAUAACAUGCUGAAUAUUAUUUGUGCAAAAAUUAUAUUGAGUAAUGUGCUUAGUAAGUCAUAGUUUCAGCACUGUUUUCUCUCCUGCCUGUUUGACUAUAUUUAUUAAAUAAACCAUUAGAUUCACAUCUGUGAACUUGUCUACCAUUCUAUAAUCUAGUUGAAUGAAGAGUAUAAUAUCCAAGUUAGGGCAAAAAAACCCCCUCAUAUCAGGAGUCUAGCUAUAAAGUGAUGAAGCGUGGGCUCUAUUGACUUGCUUAGAAUCUGUAGAACAGCUGUAUUGAUGGUGAGAAUUCAGAAGGCUAAAUUCCCAGUUGAUACACAAAUGCCUAAAUAGAGAAGGGCCUUGCAUUAAUGCUGGGAGUUCAAACGUAUGCACAUAAUGUUUUAAACACUCAGGUCUCCCACAGCUUUCCUAUGUUCCUUGAACUCUAAAAUUCAACAUUUGAGGACACAAUAUUUAAAAGUUUCAUUUAAUUGUAGUAAAGGUAGUUUUAAUAGAAUGAUUAUUUUUAGUAUACCAUAAUAUACACAACAGUUUCAUUCUGACAAUAAUUAGCUUCAGUGAGGCUUGUCCUUAUGCAGUUACAAAGAGAUUGAACGCUUCCUUUUUAUGUUAACCAAAGUUUAGUGUAUAGUCUGAACCCCAUAUUGUGGUUAAUCUUAUAGACAAAUCACAUUAACUAUAGAGUGAAAUUGGAUUGAGUUUAGAUAAUUUGACAAACAAAUUAAUUCUAAAACUUUUGAGGUUAACAUUAGAGGCGAACAUAUGGGGCUCGCUGAGGUUUAUUCUUAUGGCAGACCAUAUACUUACAUUAUAUUAUGUCUGCAUUAAUAUUUCCAUAAUUAUUAUUGAUGCUUGGAAAUGGAUAGUUUGAAGGAUGUCCUCCAAAGUGUGCUUUUUUAUGAAGCAGCCAAUGAAAACUUUUUGAAUUGGCUGGAUAUGUUAUACUUUAUUUUUUCUACUGAUUAGUUAAAUCUUCCCUUCUCCGUAACUCAGAUAUGAACUGUAGGUUAUGUGCAUAUAAUUCAACUUUCUUAAUGCUUAAUCUACAUUGUGUAAAAAUCUGUAUUCAGUAUUGAAUGUAAUUUUUAUAUUUGCCCAGUUAUCUUUAUAUGCUGCACGUAUGCUUCAGCACUUUCAUUUAUUUGGCCACAAACUCCUCAUAUCAGUCCUCAAAUCCAGUCAUUGCAUACAAAUAAAAUUUGCAUAUGCUACAAUUAAUCCCUGAUGCUAUUACCAAUUGACAAUGUAAAAUAAGUAAUCAUAAGAUUACGAGUGUGAAAGAAGGUUACUAAUUUUAUGAUUUUGCUCAUAAUUUUAUUUUGGAAAGCUAUCUUGUGUGUUAAGUCAACUUUGUGAAAGGCUUAAUAAAUGAUUUUGUAAUUUUGUCAGA
This is a messenger RNA of Crotalus tigris (Tiger rattlesnake), 3717 nucleotides long. RefSeq names its product pleckstrin homology and FYVE domain containing 2 (gene PLEKHF2). The transcript is spliced from 2 exons. The record is from RefSeq and is a predicted model, not a curated record. Gene Ontology annotation, molecular function: metal ion binding; phosphatidylinositol binding. Lineage: Eukaryota; Metazoa; Chordata; Lepidosauria; Squamata; Viperidae. The coding region runs from base 243 to 992 and encodes 249 amino acids.